Callithrix jacchus (white-tufted-ear marmoset) is the source of this 1793-nucleotide messenger RNA. It is a transcript of the gene AP4M1, whose product is annotated as adaptor related protein complex 4 subunit mu 1. Gene Ontology annotation, cellular component: clathrin adaptor complex. Gene Ontology annotation, biological process: intracellular protein transport; vesicle-mediated transport. The record is from RefSeq and is a predicted model, not a curated record. Lineage: Eukaryota; Metazoa; Chordata; Mammalia; Primates; Cebidae.
CCGCGCGCCUCGGGAGGACGCGGGAACUGGGGAAUGCCCAAAAGCGCGGAGGAAAGCAGGCCCGGAACCCCAGAGUCCUUAGGGUACUCCGAGGUCUUGGGCGCGAUUCUCCCCUAUGCAGCACCCCCCCAGCCAGAACGGCCAUGAUUUCCCAGUUCUUCAUUCUGUCCUCCAAGGGGGACCCGCUCAUCUACAAAGACUUCCGUGGGGACAGUGGCGGCCGGGAUGUGGCCGAGCUCUUCUACCGGAAGCUGACGGGACUGCCAGGAGACGAGUCCCCGGUUGUCAUGCAUCACGAGGGCCGUCAUUUCAUUCACAUCAGACACAGCGGCCUCUAUUUGGUGGUCACAACUUCAGAAAACGUUUCUCCCUUCGGCCUCCUAGAACUGCUCUCCAGGUUGGCCACCCUUCUGGGCGAUUACUGUGGCGCCCUGGGUGAGGGGACCAUCUCCCGCAACGUGGCUGUGGUCUACGAGCUCCUGGAUGAAGUGCUGGAUUAUGGCUACGUACAGACCACAUCUAUGGAGAUGCUGAGGAAUUUCAUCCAGACGGAAGCUGUGGUCAGCAAGCCCUUCAGCCUCUUUGACCUCAGCAGUGUUGGCUUGUUUGGGGCUGAGACACAACAGAGCAAAGUGGCCCCCAGCAGUGCAGCCAGCCGCCCCAUUCUGUCCAGUCGCUCUGACCAGAGCCAGAAGAAUGAAGUUUUUUUGGAUGUGGUUGAGAGAUUAUCUGUACUGAUAGCAUCUAAUGGCUCCCUACUGAAGGUGGAUGUGCAGGGAGAGAUUCGGCUCAAGAGCUUCCUUCCCAGUGGCUCUGAGAUGCGCAUUGGCUUGACGGAAGAGUUUUGUGUGGGGAAGUCAGAGCUGAGAGGUUAUGGGCCAGGAAUCCGGGUCGAUGAAGUCUCAUUUCACAGCUCCGUUAAUCUGGACGAGUUUGAGUCUCAUCGAAUCAUCCGCUUGCAGCCACCUCAGGGCGAGCUGACUGUGAUGCGGUACCAACUCUCCGAUGACCUCCUCUCACCACUCCCCUUCCGGCUCUUCCCCUCUGUACAGUGGGACCGAGGCUCAGGCCGGCUCCAGGUUUACCUGAAGUUACGAUGUGACCUGCCCUUGAAGAGCCAAGCCCUCAAUGUCAGGCUGCACCUCCCCCUGCCUCGAGGGGUGAUCAGCCUUUCUCAGGAGCUGAGCAGCCCAGAGCAGAAGGCCGAGCUGGCAGAGGGAGCCCUUCGCUGGGACCUGCCUCGGGUGCAAGGAGGCUCUCAACUCUCAGGCCUUUUCCAGAUGGAUGUCCCAAGGCCCCCAGGACCUCCCAGCCAUGGGCUCUCCACCUCAGCCCCUCCUCUGGGGCUGGGGCCUGCCAGCCUCUCCUUCGAGCUUCCCCGGCACACGUGUUCCGGCCUCCAGGUCCGCUUCCUCAGGCUGGCCUUCAGGCCCUGCGGCAAUGCCAACCCCCACAAGUGGGUGCGACACCUGAGCCACAGCGACGCCUAUGUCAUUCGGAUCUGAGGAUCCCCUAAUGAGGAUACAGUGGCCAAGGCAGCUGUUUGUCCCAUGGGAGGAGGACAGUCUUUUCCAGCUUCCUGGCCUGCAGACUCUGGGCAGGAAGAGUCCUGAGUCCUGAGAGACCAGGAGGGCACAAUGGGCGCAGCCUUUCCAUGGUAUAUGAUGCAGGAAGGACUGUGGUGCAUCAGAACUUAGAAACCAAACUUUUAUUCUGAGGAACUGGCUGUACAAUAUCUAAAAAGAAAGUGACAUGAAGGAAGCAAUCUACAACUUCCUUCUGCCUAGUGUGCA